CCUCAUCAUUCGCCAGACGUUGAAUUUGGCUCAGGAGGAAAUAAAAACUGCAUCGCUACAGCCAGACCAAAAAGCAGCAAGGAGGAACACAAAACGUCAAGAGGGCGAGGAGCAAAGAGCGAGCACACACCCAGAAAAAAAGAGCCGGAGAGAAAAAGAGCUCGCACGUGAAUGAGUACAGCAGCUGUGGCGUCGGCAGCCAGUGGCAUCGCCCGACGCUCUCGCAUCCGCGGUCUCGACGGCCUCGCGCGGAGGAGAAGCUUCCAUGGCACCCCUCCGGUGUCCCCACCUGAAACACCAGCACCAGCAGGCUCGGCAGCAGCAGCUCUCGCCCCGAACCGACCGCUCGCCAGAUGCAGGUCCCUGACCUCGGCCCCAUCCACCACCGGGGGCGGCGGCGGGAGGAGGAGCUACACCAGCGCCGCGCGCGUGACGUCCGCUGCGCGGCGCGGCGGCGAUUGGUCCGACGACAGCUUUGUUUGGGCAGAUGGCAUCAACUUCGGCGGGCAAUUUCUGGCCGGAGCGGUGGCUGUGGCAGGAGCUCUGGUGGCGACAUCGUCGGGGGGAGGACGAGACUUGGACAACGACAGGGUCGGAGGAGACAUCACGAGCUGGGGCAACGACAGGGCGGGCGGCGGAGGCGGUGGCGGCAGGGGUGGCGUUCGGUGCGAUGCAUCAGCAGCGGCAGUGUCGAGGCACCAGCAUGUAGCGUCAGCGGAGUCUUCCUCGUUCCGAGAGGCCUGCAGCACGGACAGUCAAAACAACAAGAGUGGCGCUAUGCUCAGCAGGAGCAGCAGCAGCAGCAGCAGCUGCUGCGGGAGCGAAGUGAUGCAGGUCGGCGCGAGGGCCUUGUCCUGCUUGGAGCCGAGCGCAGUGGCGCCGGCGGCGCGCUCACCGGCGCCGAGCAUCACCGACGUGUAUUUCUUCGAAGGCGCCGCGGAGCCGGUCAUCGGCCGAGGACAGCGAAGCGUCGUGAGCACUGCCAGGCACCGGCUGACGGGGCAACCCGUGGCUGUGAAGAGACUCGCGCGCGCGGAGACUACUCGCUUAGAGGUGAUGGAAGAGGUGCAGAUGCUCAAGGUCGCUGGUAAACACCCGAAUGUGGUGACCAUGCAGGCGUUUUUCGAGGACCAGGAGGCGUACUACAUCGUCAUGGAGAUGUGCGAAGGAGGGGAGCUGUUCCACCGCCUCGCUGACAAGGGUCGUUACUCUGAGGGACAAGCGGCGCGCAUCAUGGCGGAGGUGGCAUCGGCGGUGGGUUUCUUGCACAGGAAUGGCAUCGUACACUUCGACCUGAAACCGGAGAACAUCAUGCUCGCCGUGGGCGGUGAUGACUGCGUGCCCGAGGUGCGGCUGGCGGACUUCGGGUCGGCCUUCAGGCAGUACCGCCAGAUUAGCUCCGCUCGAGACUACACCGCCGCCUACAGCGCGCCCGAGGUGCUCUCCCGCCAAUCGGUGGACGACUACCGGCAGGUGGACAUGUGGGCGCUGGGCGUGGUGAUGUGGGUGCUCUUGACGGGCGAGCACCCGUUCGGCGCCCACUCAGACCUGUCCGAGGCGGAGCUGGCGCGCAGGGUGGCGGAGAUGGAACCGGACCUGAAGGCUCUCAGACACGUCUCCCCCGAGGCGAAGGAUCUCGUGCGCCGCCUGCUGGCCCGCGACCCGGAGGACCGCCCGUCGGCUCUCCAGCUGCUCUCCCACCCGUGGCUCCGCGCCGUGGUUACAACGCACCGCUCCUCGCUCCGCCGCCCGCAGAGCCUCGUGCGCCGCAGGCACCAGCAGCAGCAGGUGGAGGGUGAGUCGUGGGGAGUCCGGCCGCCUCGCCAUGGCGUGGGCGACGCGGAGCGGAAGCAGGAGGGGGGGGAGGGGGUUCAGCAGCCGUGCGUCUUCUUCGGCGGCUGCGGCGGUGGUGGCCACCGGACCAUCAACGGGCUUGAGUGGUUCGGUACAAUCUGCAGUGCCCCGUUACGGGGUGGAGGUUACGGUGCCCCGGGCGGUGGCGGAGGGGGGGGUGCAUCUACCGGCUUCAACGGUUCGGUACACUGCCGUGUCCCCGAGGCCCCGAGGGGAGGCUACGGCGGUGCCUCGAACGACUCAUUCCUUGAGCUCUUGACCCCAGCCGGGUGGAGAGGCAACAAAGUUUGGGUUUGUAAAUAACCAAGGAGCGCUUGGGCAAUGUACAUCUUCAACGCACGGUACAAAAUGGGGCAUACUUUGUGUGUCGGGUUGGUGGACGAACGGGGGGGAGGGAGGGGGCGGUCCAUGGGUUGAUAGAUGCGCGCUUUUGGUGCUUUUGAUUUUGGUGUGGUGUUAUCGUGCUUUAGUGUGCGUGUGUGCGUGCGUGCGUGCGUGCGCGUUGUGUUUUUUUCGCGAGGUGUUUGUCGCACCGCGCCAAAUAAGACAAACGAGCCCCCCGACGAGGCUUUUAUCUGUGCCAUGCAUCAUGAACGGCUGAGACUUGCAUUCUGCGCACCGGGAGUUUUCUAGACAGGGGUCGGCGGGGGUGGGGCGGUUGCGGAGAGGGUGCUCCGCGCCGUGUGUAGAUUAAAUGUGUAGGCCUAGAUUUACUGUGCUUUUCGCGGCGUUUCUGGUGGGCUUACAUUACAGCCAUGUUUUCUUCGCGGUCUCGGGCCUAUGUUGUGGUGUCUUUUCCAGCAGUAGACACAAACGAGCCGCGUGGUAGCAAUCACCGGGAGAGUACAGGAAUCCAGCGUAUCAGAACGGGACAUGGACUAGCAGCAGCCGGGAAUGAGUGUCGCGAAUGCCAUGACGAGCACGAGCGCGUCGAAUUGGUUCUGGCUGCUUGAGAUACUACGUCGCGGUAGCGCACUAAAUUGUGAAGGGAAUGUACAUAGGUUUCNGGGGGGGGGGGGGGGGGGGGGGGGGGGGGGGGGGGGGGGGGGGGGGGGGGGGGGGGGGGGGGGGGGGGGGGGGGGGGGGGGGGGGGGGGGGGGGGGAUGUGCUACGCGUUUUUUGUGGGGCACAAUGCAACGAAAACAUGAAAAGGUUUGAGGCAUGAGUUUCCCACCCCUCCCUAUCCGGGUCAUCCGACUCUUGUUUCUUGUUCGGCCUUUGGCAACGUGAUAGGUCAUCUGUCCAUCAAUCCAUCCAUUCACGUUGGUUGGGCGGACCAAAAAGCUUUUCCGAAGCCAGUAGUUGACGUGCAUGUGUUGGUAAAGGCGGAGGGGCGGGGAGCAGGCCGCGCUUGCCCAGUGUCCUUGGUACUGUCGGCUGGUGUGUUGUUGCUACGAUUUCUCAGGACUCCUGUUAGAUUCCAGUGCUCGACCAUAUUUGCUGUACUUUCGUUUUCGGCAAUUCUGCUGCUACAUUGGGUGUUAGAAGAGUGACUCGAAGGGAGUAAUGGCGGUGUAGUGUAGUCUCUUGGGGUCCAUUUGAAGUUGGUGUAUUUCUUAGAAGGCGGCGAAAGCGUUUCCGCUGGCAUGCGUUGGCGCUUUUUUUUUUCUUGUGCGGUCGGUGCUUCGCGCAGUGUUUUUUGCCCAAUUGGCCAACCGUGCAUGUAUCAACAGAUGGGUUUGAAUGGAGAGCCAGAGAGGGGGGUGGGUGUCUUGUCUCCAUGGAUGCCCAGACGCAUCAUCUCCUCGCCUUCGUGUACAUACAAGAGAGCGAACAUGCAUAGAGUCAACCGCACCACGCCCUCGCUUGACAUCGAGCACCGACAUAACGGCGGGGGUAGACGAGAGGUUUCGGCUUGGACUGCAGCUAACGCCCGAGACUGUUUGCUAGACGCCGCUUUUCAAUUUAGGCGGCACCAAGCUGUAGUAUAGAGCUGUAUUGGGGGUGAUUUGCAAUUGGUGGAUCAUGAGUGAUAUUCAGGGGCCGGGUGUGCGCGCCUUGCUGUCGUCUGUUCUUGUGGUGCCGUACAUGGUAUUGCUAGACUGCAAAUGAAUUUGGUUGGAUCGAUAGGUGGUGUUCGCUUUGUUGUAGUCUACAUUUCGUACGCGUUUUUUUCCAGACUUCCGUUGCGCCAUGUUGUCAAAUUAGCACGCACUGCUGGUGCUGCUGGUGCUGGUGCUGGUGCUGCUGUGCUUGCCCAGCUCUUGUCUUUUGCAUUUUGUCUGUUGGCGGGAAAGCUAGCCGCUUGGAGGCCGCGGGUGCUCAGUUGGUGUCCGAUUCUGCCUGUAUCUCGAGCCACAAGCGAGGAGUGCAUCUAUUCGAAAUCGGUUAAUAUUGAAAUACAUUCAGUCCAAGUACUGUAGUUUUGCCUUGCGCACACGCCAGGUGAUCCGUGUCGUACCAUGAUGUGUGCAUCCUUGCGGAAGAAGAGGCGACUGUCGCGCGAGGCUUGCGUGCGUGUUGCGCCUCUUCGGGAGUCUUGGCGAACACCAAGAGACACACGAGACAUGAGAUGGAACAAUGCGAAGGGUGGAGGCAAUUCAUUCUUUAUGGUCGACGACGCCACACACAGCAGCCGUUUUCUGUCUGCCUAGAGAUAACUCGUGUUGCUCGGGUUUGU
This is a messenger RNA of Ectocarpus sp. CCAP 1310/34, 4474 nucleotides long. The record is from the annotation of a GenBank genome assembly. NCBI's taxonomy places the organism in Eukaryota, Phaeophyceae, Ectocarpales, Ectocarpaceae.